UCUCUCUGUCUCUUGCUCUCCAUCUCUCGGUGUGACACGCUCACACGCAGACGCACAACGCAUCCAGCAGAGUGAAGCGAGCGCACACCUCACACCAGCUGGUUAAGUUGUCCUCUUCCUGUCCUUCUCCUUUAUUCUCGAGCAGCUCAGCGACUCUUCCACACUCAUCAACCCACCCACCCACCUACUUCCACUCCAGACUACCUCACACAGCUCGUGUCCGUCUGUUUACGCCGGUGACUGCGGAUUUAUCUCCCCUUUCUCCUUUCGAGUGGGCAUGAUUGUCUGACAUUCAACAGAGGAAAUACAAGCGAUUUUUUUUGUCCUCCGAGGCCUCCCUUUCUUUUACCUGCACCCCCCGAGUUGAGAAGAGCAACAGCCUCCGGUGAAGCAUCUGUGAGAUAGAGAGGUUCUAAAGAAGUCUGCAGUCAUGGAUGAGAUGGACCUGCCCCAGAUGAAGAAGGAGGUAGAGAGCCUUAAGUACCAGUUGGCUUUCAAAAGAGAGAAGUCCUCCAAAACAGUGACAGAUUUGGUGAAGUGGAUAGAAGAUGGCGUCCCUGAGGAUCCCUUUCUGAACCCUGAGCUGAUGAAGAACAACCCAUGGGUGGAGAAAGGAAAGUGCAUCCUUCUGUAGGAGAACGCACCUACCCUUUUGCUCCCUUUCAACUUGACCCGCAACACACCUACGGAUGGCCGCAGACCCCCAGGACUUUGCCUCACAACCUCUCACCAUGAAUGUAUAACAGACCCGAGCACGCGCACCCCGACAAGGUCACUCUUAAAACUCACUUUUGCCUGACAUCUUCACUUUUUUGCUGCAGGAUCUCUCUUGCCACGAAAUCUGACAAUUAUCAGUAGUCCUACUAGACAUCCCUAUAUCCGACAACAUACUUAUGCAGCCGCAAGGCAAAAUGUUUCAUUCUGAGUUUUGCAAUUAAUAUUUACAGUACAUGUGGUUUCAUUUACUCAUGAGCUCCUGUAAUACAGUCUACUAAACUUUUAUGCUUUCAGGCAUGUUGAAGAUCUGAUGGCUUGAUUUUCAAUCAGAGAUACAUUUUAAGAUAUACAGUGCUCACUAAUGUUUUAUACUCAAAAGGAAACACAUCCUCUAAUUUGAUAACCGACAUAGUACUUUAAAUUUGCAAUUGCUAAUUAUUAUGAUUAUCUUGGUUCACAUAAGCACUUUAUAUUUUUAGUAGCUCCUUAACCCUUUAUAGGACAAGUGAUUAUUUUUGAUAAUUGCUUUUUUUUCCUGUUUUUUUUUUUUUUUUAAUUUUAAGGUAUGGUCUCAAUUGUAUAUAUACAAUAUAUACGUAUAUUGUUUAUAAUUAAUCAUUAUUGUAUUUUAGAGGAGGCCGGGCAAUGAUUAAAAAUCUUAAAUGUGAUUACCGUAUUGGCCCGAAUAUAAGACUGCCCUGAUUAUAAGACGAGCCCCUCUUUUUCAAGACUCAAGUUUGAAAAAAAUACUUUUUGAACACCAAAUUAAUUUUUAUACAGAAAAUAAUUACAGUACAUCCAAAACAAAUGAUUAUAACAAUAUAUUUGAGAGAAAAAGCAUGUUAUUUUGCCUCAUUCAAAUCUUAAUAUCUGAACAUUUAAAUAUGUAAACUAAAGUGCAAUCACAUUCGGAAAUGAAUGGCUUCUGGUUUUUGAAAUAUAAAUAAACCAAUCUAUUGUGAUAAAACAACAAAAUUUCAAUAACUGCAUUAACCAUCAAAGUGAAGUCUAACUGUGACUGUAGUCUUGAAACAAAUCUGAAUAAGGAAAAACAUUGCAAUAAAAUAAUGCAAACUGGUUAAACUAAAAAGAGUAGCUGAAAUCUGUCAUGGCAGAACAUCGCUUGCUUCAAUGAUAUCUGGCGCCAUCUAGCGUCGUGAAUGGGGAGAGUAGCUGAGAGCUGUCAUGACAGAACAUCGCUUCAAUGAUAUCUGGUGCCAUCUACCGUCGUGAAUGGGUAUAAUGUCUAGACGGUGAAUAUAAGACGACCCCAUCUUUUUCAGAGUUAUUUCAAUUAAAAAAACACCGUCUUAUAUUCGGGCCAGUACGGUAAUAUCAUGAGAUUCUUUGGCAUGCGAUUAAUCGCAAUGCCAUGCAAACCAAUAAUAAAUUCAAAAUCCUAUCAGCUAUGAGGUGUAGCCCCUCCCUACAUGGUGUCCCUUUGUUAAAGGUAGCUUUAACGACUACGUAUAGCCAGUAGCUAAUAUAGUACCAUAUAUAGUCGUAGUAUAUGCAAGUAGCACACUUUGAGUGAGCCUAAAAAGACUAAAAUAAUUAACUAUGUUAAUUAAUUUGUUAGUUAACAAGUUACCUUGGCCAGACAUUUUUUAUGUAUUUUUUAUGAAUACAUGACAUUUUAAAUGAAUAAAAUGUAGAUCAAAAAAAGAAAUUAAAAUGAAUUGUUACAGCCUCCAAUUACACCUUAAAGUUGAUUUUUUAAAUUUCAUAGUAUUUAACUCAUUGCCUGCCAUCGACAGUGAUAGAUGUCCAAUUAAUUUAAACAAGGAGAAAGGCUGUGAAUGCUCAUCUUUCAGUACCAUUGACAUCACUAGACGUCAAAUCCAUUUGAUUUGAAGGGGCGAUUGAUCGUUCAUGUACCCCCCCGAGUCAAAAUUUGAUGUCUAAAGUCGUCAGUGGCAGUCAAUGUGUGGUCAAUGAGUGCCCUUUAAAGAGUAUAAAGAUAGUCAUUUUUUUGCAUUCAUUGCAUUUUGUUCUCAUGCAAAAAAAAAUAAUCAGAAAUAAAAGUCAGAAAUCUGUCAAUGGCAGCCAAUCAGUUUAAAGAGUGGCCUAUAAAGGGUUAAGUUGCUUAAGAUAAUAAACCAUUUAAAAACCUAAGGAAGAUUGUAGUGUAGACUUUCAACUUCAUUCUAAAUCUUUUUUAAGGGUUAAAUUCUAACUUUUUCCCAUCAACUUUAGGGCACCUCUAUAUACGUAAAAGCCUAUUUCUACAAACAUGAACCAGUUCAGGGUGUCCCCUGCCUACUGCCCGUUGUUAGCUGGGAUAGGCUCCAGCACCUCCGCGACCCUCGUGAGGAAGAAGCGGCAUGGAAUGAAUAUAACACAUAACUAACAUUAUGUAAUCUAAACGUGUUGCUUGUUAUUAAGCAAUAAUAAAACAAUGUUAACAGGAACAUUAACGUGAAUUGACUGUUCCAUAUUAAUAUGGCAUGAUUUGUACUACGGAAGACAGUACGGUAAAGUACGGUUCCUACAAUAAAGUAAAACAUUUGUUGUAAAUGUGACCCUCGAUUGCUGUUGCAACUAAAAAUUUGUGUUCAGUUUAGUUUGCAGCUUCACUCCUUGUUGCCAAUAGAUUCAACAUACACAAAAGGCUUUUAGAAGGAACAACAAAUAAGUGCUAAAAGUCUACUUUCAUUAGUUGUGUGCAUACACGCCAUACUUAAAAAUAGCAUGUAUAAAGUGUUGUUUUCAGGCAAUGAUAUAUUUAAGCACCCAAGAAUACACAAAAUAUCCCAUCACAAUACUAAAUUCACUGCCUGGACUAGUGACCAAAAGAGAGAGAGAGAGAAAAAAGCCUUUUCUCAUAGAAUGAAUGAACAAAUGUUUACGAUGACCAUAGAAGUAGACACGUUUACAGCUUCGCCAGUUAUCAUACCACUGUAGUUUGGAGUUCAUACAACUUUUAAAGCAUGGUUUUCCUAUUUAACAUUAUAACGCAUGUUGUUCUUUAGACAGUGUGUGUUUAUUGUUGCUCGGAGUUUCUCUAGGGGUUAAAUUCUCCAUUUGCUCCUCACCUAUCGCCCCAUUGGACAACACCAACACUAGUCAAUAUGCAAACACUCUCUUCACAGCCAUGUACAGUCAAACCCCUUUAACUUAUUCAUCUACGUAGUUGCAGUUUUACUCUAUUUAUUUAUUUUAUUUAUUUAUUUAUUUAUGAUAACUUUUUUUUUUUUUUCCCUGUGGUGAGCGCUGUCGCUCCACUGACAUUUUGGUGUCUAUGUCCCUCCUAUUGACAACUUGAAAAGAAAACUGAAAUGCCACAUCUACUGCCUUUGACACAUUUCCUUAUAAGAAUGUAAAAAUUUGUCAUGAGGUUUGAACAACACAACUGACCUCAACCCUGACCCAACACUUUAAUUUUUGGUUUUGUGUGCAUAAAGAAUAAAUGUGGUUGUAUUAAAACAUACAACACACACCAACACUGCUUAGUAAAAUGAAAGAGGAGGACUAGACUUUCAUUAUAAUCACUUUUUUUAAUGACCCAGUUCCCCAAAGGCUGUUCUGUAAUUGGGUGAAUUUUGUACAGCGAAUUAAUUGCAAGUGUUUAAUUGAAAGUAGUCUAUAAAGUGCUAAUUACCUGAUUGGCUGUUAUUGAGGGUGAUUGACGUCCGAUCCAUUUGAACUGGGAGGGUUGACAGCGAAUGAACAUUCAAAAAACAGAUCAAAAACAUUCUUACUGUUCGAACGGCUUUUAUGUUAUUUCUUAAAUUGACAAUGACAGCCGCUGACUGUGAUAGACUGAUGUGACUGUGCAGCUGCACGAAGAGAGUCCCAGUUCAUUUGGUCGAGAUGAAGACAAAAAUCUUAAGUGUCUCUUGACAUUUAUUGUCAUGCUUGGCUAUUGUGAUAUUAAAACUUUGCCGGCAUCUUACUAACUUAUUGGGUCCCAUUAACGAUGCUAGAAUGAACCAAUGUUCAUUCGCAGCCAGCCCUCCCACUUCUAAUGGAUUGGACAUCUAAUAUUGACACAUUGUCACAGCGGGAGAAAACAGUCACGUAAUUGGACAUCUAUCAUCGUCAAUGGAAUUGAAAGAGUUCAUUUGUAUUUGCCAAAUAACACGCAAACAAGUAACACUUUACAUAAAAAUUACUGGUCAUGUUUAUUCAAUUGUCUAGCUUUAGCAAAUAAGAGGGAAAUGCUGUUCCUACCUAUUUAUUACUCUGUGUGACGACAAAAAAAACAAAACAAAUAAGAGGGUUAAGUCCUGUACCUCCGACAGUUGAUUCACGAAGUGGUGAUAUUUCUUUUUGAAUUACAUCUUUUUUGUUAGUUUAGCUGCUGUGUAGCCUAGCCUGUACGAUUUGACGUAACAUUGAAAUGACCCCACCCCCCACCCCCUCACUGCAUGCGGAGGGAAUCAAAGUGGCUUCCACUGUAACUUCUGAGCUUCACAUGUGUAGCUUUCCCAGGUGCUCUCAAUUGUAAUCUUGAAAUUCUAUGUUUGGUUUCUUUUCCAGCUUCUGAAUUGAACAAACUUGUACACCACUAAUGGAAAAACAAAUGUAGUUUACUUGAGAUGCACAGCACUUAGCUGCCCCUCAUUUGAAGUUUCUUCUUUAUGAUUUCUGUAACUUUUUUUUUCAUAUAUUCAGAAUGUCCGUGUGUGUGUAUGUCAGUUCUAUUAUAAUGUCAGCAUAAACGUGUGGCUAACUAGCUAGCUGCAUAUUCCUUGUGAGAGUGCUUUGGAAUUCCUGUUAUGCAUCAGACGAAGCCCAAGUGUAAUGAUGACAAGCAAUAAAUUCAAAACAUUUUUUAUUGAAUUUUUUUUUUGCAAAACAUUUAUCUUAUUAAAUAAAGUAGAAGAUUUUGAGAGAGGUUUGUUUUUUUUUUUGCG
This is a messenger RNA of Corythoichthys intestinalis (scribbled pipefish), 5576 nucleotides long. RefSeq names its product guanine nucleotide binding protein (G protein), gamma 13b (gene gng13b). NCBI's taxonomy places the organism in Eukaryota, Metazoa, Chordata, Actinopteri, Syngnathiformes, Syngnathidae. Gene Ontology annotation, molecular function: G-protein beta-subunit binding. Gene Ontology annotation, biological process: sensory perception of taste; phospholipase C-activating G protein-coupled receptor signaling pathway. Bases 431 to 634 code for a protein of 67 amino acids. Gene Ontology annotation, cellular component: heterotrimeric G-protein complex. The transcript is spliced from 3 exons. The record is from RefSeq and is a predicted model, not a curated record.